Molecule: messenger RNA, 1350 nt
Organism: Styela clava
Lineage: Eukaryota; Metazoa; Chordata; Ascidiacea; Stolidobranchia; Styelidae
Source: RefSeq, a predicted model, not a curated record
AUGUGUCGUGUUUGUCCCGGUAAGCAUCAUUCAGCCAUCCAUGGUUUGAGAGUCGUUCCUAAUAGAUUGAGUGAUAACAAUCAGCCUGAUCUCCAUCCUCAUAUGAGCGGCGUUGCCAAUUCUCAUGUUUCAGGCGUUAAUGGUGUUCAGUUUCAGCUUUUGCCAGUCGUAGUAAAAGGCCCAUUGGGAUCCUCUGAAUAUGCUAUCGCUGUUCUAGACUCUGCCAGUCAAAUCUCAAUAAUACAUCCCAAAUUAAAACAAAAACUUGGUUUAAAAGGAAGUCCUAGGUGUCUAACCAUUAACACCUUAUGCAAUAAGGGCGUUUCGCAAAAUACGGAGGUGGUGAAAUUGUCGGUGCGAUCUGCUCACGACGAGAGUGGUCAAAUUCUGAUGUUAAGCAACGUGUUUGUGGUCGAGUCACGCAUAUCACAUCCAGCUAGAAUCCUUAAGAACGAUCACAAUAUGACUCACCUGCAGGAUAUUCCAUUAACCGACAUUGAAGCGAACAAAGCCAUGAUUUUAAUCGGAGCCGAUAAUCCCUUAGCGCAUUUCCAGCUUGAACGUAGAGUCGGCCAGCAACAUGAACCAGUGGGUAUUAAAACUCCUCUCGGUUGGACUUUGAUCGGGUCUUCAGGCGCGACUAAUGAAGAUGAAACUGUUUCAAAUAUGCUGUGUUGUGAUUUGCGUGACCAGUAUAACAUGCUGCAAGAACAAGUCGAGCGAUUUUGGUCCACUGAAGCUGUAGGCACGGUGUACAAUUUGACCCGUAGCGAGUCGAUUGAAGAUAGACAAACUGAUAAUUUGAUGGAAAGAAAAAUUAGAUUUAUCGACGGUCAUUACGAGGUUGGGUUUAUGUGGAGAAAUGAAAAUUGCGAAAUGCCGCAAAACGAACACGUAGCGCUUAACAGGUUCGAAAAUCUUAGAAAACGACUCCAAGGAAACGAACGUUUGCGAAACUUAUAUUGUAAAGAAAUGGCAAAGAAUAUUGAAAGGGGUUGGGUGCGUAAGCUAACUUCAGACGAAAAGGCGUUUCGCGGUCCUCGAACUUGGUUUCUGCCUCAUCAUGGCGUUGAAAAUCCCAACAAGCCAAAUAAACUAAGAAUUGUUUUUGACGCGGCAUCUACUUGCUGCGGCGUCAGUCUGAACAGUCGAUUGAUGUCCAGGCGCGAUUUGAUCAAUAAUCUAGUCGGGGUGCUUUUACGUUUUCGGGAAAGACCAAUCGCUAUAAGCGCCGAUAUAGAAGCCAUGUUUCAUAUGAUUCGAUUGCCGGAAGAUGAUACGGAUUCUGCACGUUUCUCUGGUCGGAAGACCUUUUUUCAACCAAACGGCCAGAUGUGUAUAAAUUCUUAG